AUGCUACAGAACGAUCCUGAAGCUAAGGAAAUUCUCUGUUGCCUUGCCCGUAUUAUUGAGUUUUUUAGCAACCAUGCUAGAAAUGGCUGGAGCAAAGCUGAUGCUUGUACAUUUCACGAAAUGUGUGUGAGAUAUGCUGUACUAGUAGAAGAGAGCCAUGGUGUUGAAAGUUGUGUAAUCACAUUGCAUAAUCUCCUGCAUUUUAAGGAUGAUAUUGCUCGUUUCAGCUCAAUGGAUAACUACUCAUGCUGGACUGAGGAAAGGGCCGUUAGGAGGUACAUUCUUGCCUCUAACAACCACAAGAACAUUGAAAUUACUUUUGCUUUGAGUGAGGCAAGGCGAGAAUUUCUAAAACUGAGGGAAUCAAAACAACAUGUUGAAAAUCAUCUAAAUGUUCAUCAAGCUGACAUUUCCAAGGUAACUACCAUUAUUAACAUUACUGAAUGUUGGCGACUACUGUCAUAGAUACCACCCUUGCAGAUCAAUCGUACUUGCACAUUUUGGUCAAAAGCCAUUUUUAAAAUAUUUACAUUUUCACAGACAAAACACCCCACAUGUGCAAGAUUUCCUUACAUUGUAAAGUGCAACUACUGUUGCCAUGGCCAUCUAGUCAAUGAAAACCAAUCACAAUAAUAUUGAGAAGCCAAAAAUUGUAAAUUUAAAGCUAAUUCCACCUUCUUUAUUGUACAUGCUUGGUUUUCCACAUUCUUUUGGGGAAAUGUACAUGUACUUGUACACAAAAUUUAACAUUGAUGUCAACAUUUUUACACACUUUUUUCUUUUCUUUUCUUUUGUUCUUUUUUUUUUGUUUGUUUAGCCUUCAGUACGGUCAUUGCCGUUUGCAAAGAGACUUUUAGAGAGUUCCAAGGGCACAGUAAAUUAUGACCGAUUGUCAGUCGGCAUUCUUGUUGGUGGUGUUAAAAGUAUGGAGCUAUCUAAUAGUGACUGCCAGACUAUUAGCAUUGCAAGAGGUGUUCCAGUUGAUGAUGUUUCAGUUAUUGGAUGGUGUUCCAGAAGUCUGUGGAAACCAGAACACUCUUUUGAGGGCUUGCGCUACAGAGUUGGUGAACAUGUGAUUUUUGCUGACCCAGACGGGGGAGACACUGUUGCUGUACUGGAGAGUUUGUUUUCUGUCAGAAUUGACAAUGGGUCUGUUCUCUUCUGCAAAGGGAAACAUUUUAAAUAUCAUGGAGAAGCAGACACUGGCCACAAGCAAGUCUGCCCAACAGAUAACACAGUCAUAUUUGAAGCUUCACUUCUCAGCAGAAAGGUAAUGCUGUUUGCAAGGAAUGACAGUGAGCAGGAGGACGAUUUGGGGGAUGGUCAGUGCUUUAUUCUUGUGGACUACAUGCGCCGGGUGUUUCCUGUUAAUGAAGGGACAGUUGCUGUUCCUUACUAUCCUGUAGUCCAUGACAUGGUAGAAGUCAAAGGAAAUGACAGGCAAGUCUGGAAAGCUUAUGUACAGUCAUUCAACCUAACCCGUUCAACUGUUAAUGCUAAAUUUUUUGUAGAGGAUGGUACACAACCUGGUAAAUGGGUACCUGAAAGAAGCCCAGUGCAGGUCAUUCACUUCAACAGUAUCCUUGGAAUUUCAAAAGGUUACUGGCAAGCAGCAUAUUCUUGUUGGAUUGAUGAAGAGGAGUAA
Molecule: messenger RNA, 1645 nt
Organism: Pocillopora meandrina
Lineage: Eukaryota; Metazoa; Cnidaria; Anthozoa; Scleractinia; Pocilloporidae
Source: the annotation of a GenBank genome assembly